Messenger RNA from Ctenocephalides felis (cat flea), 537 nucleotides. RefSeq lists its product as uncharacterized. The record is from RefSeq and is a predicted model, not a curated record. Lineage: Eukaryota; Metazoa; Arthropoda; Insecta; Siphonaptera; Pulicidae. The transcript has a single exon. Bases 1 to 537 code for a protein of 178 amino acids.
AUGGUAGCUAAAGAGGAUGAUAACGGGAUUGUAAUACUCAAAUGGAGAGACACACGUAACGUGAGAAUAUUAUCUACGAAACACGCUCCUAUCAUGACACAAAGCACGAAAAACAUUCAUGCUGCUUCUUCAAGCCAGCAGCCAUCCCCAAGACUCAAACCUCUGGCCGUCCUCGAAUAUAAGAAGGGUAAAUGUGAUAUAGAUUAUUCAGACCAAAUGGUUUCCUAUCCUUCGACGAUGAGGAAAGGAAUCAAGUGGUAUAGGAAGCUUGAUGUUGAACUUCUACUGGGGACAUCAAUUGUAAACGCUUUGGUCGUUUACAAAAUUGCGACAAAGAAAACUGUAAAUAUUAGACGAUUCAGAGAACUGAUUGCUGCAAAGUUACUAGGACUGAAUGAAGAUUUAACACUGCCUUCUGUUCGACGAAAUACGCAUUGCAUCGCCGUUCGCAGAAAUAAUUUGGGGAAAAGCCUUAGACGCGCAUGCAAGCGGUGUUACGCAAAUAAAAGAGAAGAACUGGAACGAUCAAAGGCAUGA